Molecule: messenger RNA, 1710 nt
Organism: Mucor mucedo
Lineage: Eukaryota; Fungi; Mucoromycota; Mucoromycetes; Mucorales; Mucoraceae
Product: Endonuclease/exonuclease/phosphatase
Exons: 5
Coding region: 1-1710 (569 amino acids)
Biological process (GO): nuclear-transcribed mRNA poly(A) tail shortening
Cellular component (GO): nucleus; cytoplasm; CCR4-NOT complex
Molecular function (GO): poly(A)-specific ribonuclease activity; protein binding
Source: RefSeq, a predicted model, not a curated record
AUGUAUCAUUAUCAGCAACAGCAAAGUGAUACCACGCACCUUACUCGUCAGUUGACGUGCGCACAAGUAUCUCGACAAUCUUCCUCUCCUCACCAUCACGCAAGAGCGGCAGCAGCCAUGGCUCGCAACACACCAUUGUCUUCGAGUGUCACUAUAACAGACCCCAAUGACCCCAAUAAACUGUUCUCCAGUGGAAAAAAUGGAGAAGAAGAAGAGCACAUAUGGACCUCUUUGGAUAUGGGCGGAAUGGGAUUAAAGAAUAUUUCACCUGUUAUAUGCAAUUAUGCUUUUUUAACAGCACUGUAUAUUAAUCACAAUAACUUGACUUACUUAUCGCCAGACUUAUCUCAGCUUAAGAACCUUAAGAUUCUAGAUGCAUCGGGAAAUAAGUUAAGCAUGUUACCACCUGAAUUGGGUUUACUGUCAAACUUGCGUGAAUUGCUACUAUUCGAUAACAAAAUAGUGUCCCUACCUUCUGAGUUUGGCAAUCUGUACCAACUAGAGACAUUAGGUCUGGAAGGAAACCCAAUUCAACCUGAAAUAAAAACCACAUUGAUAAAAGAGGGAACUCAGGCACUGAUAAUAUCCCUUCGCGAAAAUGCACCAGUAGGCAUACCUCCUCCUCAUAGAGAAUGGCUGUUGGUUGAAGGUGAUACUACGGAGGAUCCAGACAAAUUUACUGUAUUGUCUUACAACAUUCUUUGUCAAAAAUAUGCAACUAGCCAAGCUUAUGGUUACACGCCAUCUUGGGCAUUAAGCUGGGAUUAUCGUAGAGAAUUAUUGGUUUCUGAAAUUUUAGGCUAUAACGCAGAUAUCAUUUGUCUACAAGAGAUGGAGAUGGGGCAGUAUGAGGAUUAUUUUAGGGACCACUUUAAAAAAGUGUGCGACUAUGAUGGAAUUUUCUUCCCCAAAACCCGAGCAAAAACCAUGUCCGAAAAAGAAAGACGAGUAGUUGAUGGUUGUGCAAUAUUUUAUAAAACUACAAGAUACCGUCUGAUCGAUAAGGAAUUGAUCGAAUACAAUCAAAAGGCACUACAACGAUCAGACUUUAAACAGACCGUGGACAUUUAUAACCGUGUGAUGAAUAAGGAUAACAUUGCCGUGUUUGCAAUGUUAGAGGAUAAAAAUACGAACAAACACAUCCUAGUGGCAAACUCACAUAUUCAUUGGGAUCCUGCUCAUGCCGAUGUCAAGCUUGUUCAAGUGGGAGUGUUGAUGGACGAAAUAAAUAAAUUCUCUAGAAAGCAUCUUUCAUCCUCAGUAGAUAAAAUGUCAACUAUAAUUUGCGGUGAUUUUAAUUCCGCACCAGAUUCAGGUGUGUACGAAUUCUUCUCUAAGGGUACGAUUCAACAAGACCACGAUGAUUUUGGCGACCAUUCUUAUGGAACAUAUACCACAGAAGGAUUAUCUCAUGCUCUUUCACUCAAAAGUGCAUACAGUAACGUCGGGGAGUUACCGUUUACAAAUUAUACACCCGGAUUUAAGGGUGUUUUAGAUUAUAUAUGGUAUACGACCAAUACACUAGACGUUUUCUCUCUUUUGGGUUCCAUAGAUAGUGAUUAUCUCAGCAAAGUUAUUGGAUUUCCCAACGCUCAUUUUCCUUCAGACCAUAUCCCAAUCAUGGCGGAGUUCAAGUUCAAAAUUACAAACAGGAAAGAAUCCGUCAAAGCAGAUUUUGGCAGUACAAGACACAAUAGAACAAAUAAAUAA